Molecule: messenger RNA, 3102 nt
Organism: Hemisphaericaspora subhashii
Lineage: Eukaryota; Fungi; Ascomycota; Pichiomycetes; Serinales; Debaryomycetaceae
Product: pheromone-regulated protein
Exons: 2
Coding region: 1-3102 (1033 amino acids)
Biological process (GO): transmembrane transport
Molecular function (GO): transmembrane transporter activity
Source: RefSeq, a predicted model, not a curated record
AUGAAGAUGGGAAAACUAGUUAGAUCUAGUGUCACCAGGAGUAAACAAAGAGUAAUCAUGUCUACUGGACAACCUUACAACUAUUCCAGUGAUUCAGAUACUGAAUCUCCAUUUAGAGAUCAACUGAAUCAUACUUCAAAUAUUCAACUCCCACAAAUAAACUUAAACCAAAUCCGGAAACAGAAUCUUCGAAAGGACACCACAUCACCCAAACAAAAUCUAGCCAAAGCUACACAAAACCUCGCAAAAGCCACCAAGAUAAAGAAACCCAAGAACAAGAAACGAUAUCCUGAUUCAUACAACCCCCAAAACCCCAAAGAAGCCAUUUCCGGACCUGAUACUACAUAUUCAACAAGCAGCGGCUCAGAAGAAGAAGAGGGAGAGGAUGAUGAUGAGGCAGCAAAGUUGGCACAAUUUAGAUUUGGAGCUAUUCACUCAGACCCAACAAUCGCAAGACACCACCAAGAUAACGAAGACUACCAUGAUAACCUAGAACCAAAUCACUUAUCGAUCCCUCCUCGGGAAAUUUAUUCAAGUUCAUCAGAUGAAGAAGGGUCGAUACCGCCGAGAGAGGAUAUAGAUAUAACGGAUCAAGCAGGUCGGAGAUCAAGACAAAGUUCAAUCCGGUCCAAAUCAUCACUUUCCAACUCCCAACCAAAAAGAAAAAUGAGUAAAACUGGUACAAAUAGUAAUAAUAAUAAAGGAAUCAAAGGAAUAUUACGAAAAAUGUCAUUAGCAGAUCGGGGUGAUCCAUUUGCGAAUGAGUCAUCAUUUGAGCACCCGCAUCAGGAUCUAUCAAGAAGUGACACAUUUAUUGCCAGGAUGUUAAACUUUGGCGGUCCAAGUGGGGGUCUAAGUGGAGGUGGAUUAGUCCCUGGUGCAUCAAGAGUGAGUCGAAACCAGAAUCCAAUUCAAGAUGAAGAAAGAAGAGUGGGGUUUUCGAAUGUUGAAGAUGAUAGGGAUGGGAUUGAAUUGAGGCAAUUAAAUUUUGAAGAAUUGAAUGAAGAAGCAAGACAAUUGAUUUCUCAACAUGUGCAUGAAGCAAAAGAUCGCUAUCAACAUAGUGAAUCAGAACAACCCCAGGGACCAUUCCGAACCGAUUCAAGAGCAAGAUUGACGGAAAAUCAAAUGGGAUUAGACGAUAUUCGAGAAGAAGGAAGUAGUAGUAGUUCGAGUGAAACAGUUACAAAUAAUUUACAACGACAAAAAUCAAUCCAUCAUAACUCAGAUGAUGGAUUCUAUGCCCCAAAUCCUGAACUAUUCUUACGUGAUGAAAAUCAAGAUGAUGGACAUAAUGAUUAUCUCCAAGAUUUGGAUGGAGAAUAUAUUAAUCGUCCCCAACAGGUUCAUGCAGGAGUUUUAUCCUCAUUGUUAAGAUUAUAUCAGAAUCCUCAGGCCAAUAAAUCAUCGGUAUCGACAUUGACGAAACAAAGUACUUAUGAUGAUAGUGGGAGUGAAUAUUAUUAUGAUUCUUCAAAGGGAACCCUGACUUUGGAUAUUUUGAAACAGGGUGGAGCAAAGAUGAAUCCCAAGAAUAUCUUCAACAAGAAUGGCAAGAAAGGACAUUCUUCUUCAACAUCUAAGGAUUUCUCAUCAUCUGAAAACGAAUAUGACGAACCUCAUGAUGAUGAUGAUAACGAUGAAAAGGAAGAUUUCCAUCUUCCUUCUUUCCAAAAUGCUAAACCCAAAAAAGCACCCAAAAUGAAAUCUUCAGCUGAACCAACCAAUAAAUUCAAAUUCAAACAAAAUAAACGAAAAGAAGAAAGAUUAAAAAUCACGGUCCAUAUUGCCGAUAUAUUACAACGACAACGAUUUAUCAUGAAGAUGUGUCGGGCAUUAAUGUUGUUUGGUGCCCCCACCCAUAGAUUGGAAGAAUAUAUGAUUAUGACUAGUCGAGUGCUUGAAAUUGAUGGACAAUUUAUCUAUUUCCCGGGAUGUAUGUUGGUUUCAUUCGGUGAUGCCGCCACCAGAACCUCAGAAGUUCAUUUGAUUAGAUGUACUCAAGGGUUAAAUCUUUCUAAAUUAAAUGAAACUCAUCGUGUAUAUAAAGCCGUGAUUCAUGAUUUGAUUGGGGUUGAAAAUGCAACGAAGAAAUUAGAUGAUUUAUUAGCCAAAAAGGACAUAUAUCCCCCUUGGUUAUGUGUGUUAUUUUACGGAUUGGGUUCUAUCGCAGUCACCCCAUUUGCAUUCGAAGGUGGAUGGAUUGAUGUACCUAUAUGUUUCGCGGUGGGACUUUGUGUCGGAUUUCUUCAAUUUUAUGUGUCAUCGAUGUCGCACUUGUAUUCGUCAGUAUUUGAAGUCUCCGCCGCUAUUGUUGUUUCAUUUAUAGCUAGAGGAAUAGCAUCAAUUAAUCUGGGUGAUACAUUUUGUUUUUCAGCCAUUGUUCAAGGAUCUUUGGCAUUGAUUUUACCAGGAUAUAUUAUCUUAUGUGGGUCUUUGGAAUUACAAUCACGGAAUAUUGUUGCCGGAUCAGUUCGAAUGUUUUAUGCGAUUAUAUAUUCACUUUUCCUCGGGUUUGGUAUCACUCUAGGGGCAGCAUUAUAUGGAUGGGUUGAUAAAAAUGCCGUCCUGGACAAUUCAUGUCGACCUGGUCAUGCUAUGGAUCCAAAAUUUAGAAUCUUGUUCGUGCCAAUGUUUGCCCUCUGUUUAGGAUUAAUUAAUCAAGCUCAUUGGAAACAAACUCCAAUAAUGAUUAUUAUUGCCAGUGCUGGUUAUGUUGCGACAUAUUUCGCCGGAUUACAUUUCUCACAAGUAACUGAAUUUACUGCUUGUAUUGGGGCAUUUAUAGUUGGAAUUUUAGGGAAUUUGUACUCUAGGAUCGGGAAGGGGAUGGCGGUAUCGGCGAUGUUACCGGCUAUUUUCGUGCAAGUUCCAGGGGGACUUGCAUCUAAGAGUACAUUGAUUUCGGGUUUAGCUACAGCUGAUCGGAUUACCAAUAAGAAUGGAACGACAACGACUGGUAGUACCACGGAUAGUGCUACCUCUUUAAGUUUUGGUGCUGCUAUGGUUGAAGUUGCUAUUGGGAUUAGUGUUGGGUUGUUUGCGGCUGCUUUGGUUGUUUAUCCUUUUGGAAAGAGAAGAACAGGAUUGUUUUCAUUGUAG